Ceratotherium simum simum (southern white rhinoceros) is the source of this 1888-nucleotide messenger RNA. It is a transcript of the gene SLC22A5, whose product is annotated as solute carrier family 22 member 5. Gene Ontology annotation, biological process: carnitine transport; transmembrane transport. Gene Ontology annotation, molecular function: ATP binding; transmembrane transporter activity. Gene Ontology annotation, cellular component: membrane. The record is from RefSeq and is a predicted model, not a curated record. NCBI's taxonomy places the organism in Eukaryota, Metazoa, Chordata, Mammalia, Perissodactyla, Rhinocerotidae.
UGAGCGGCAGCAGGAGGUCGCGAGCCUGCUCGGUCGGCGGGCGUCCUCCAGUCCUUCCCUCGCUGGGUCACUCGGCAGGGGCCCGCGCGCACGCGCACACGCCCUUCGCGCGCCGCCCCCGCGCGCCGCCGCGUCCUCUGACCCCCGGCCACGAGCCUCUGACAGCUGAGGGCGGCAUGCGGGACUACGACGAGGUGACCGCCUUCCUGGGCGAGUGGGGGCCCUUCCAGCGCCUCAUCUUCUUCCUGCUCAGCGCCAGCAUCAUCCCCAACGGCUUCAACGGCCUGUCGGCCGUGUUCCUGACGGCGGCCCCGGAGCACCGCUGCCGGGUGCCGGACACUGCGAACCUGAGCAGCGCGUGGCGCAACCACAGUAUCCCGCUGCGGCUGCAGGACGGCCUCGAGGUGCCGCACAGCUGCCGCCGCUACCGGCUCGAGACGAUCGCCAACUUCUCGGCGCUCGGGCUGGAGCCGGGGCGCGACGUGGACCUGGAGCAGCUGGAGCAGGAGAGCUGCCUGGAUGGCUGGGAGUUCAGCCAGGACAUCUACCUGUCCACCAUCGUGACCGAGUGGAACCUGGUGUGUGAGGAUGACUGGAAGGCCCCACUCACGAUCUCCUUGUUUUUCGUGGGUGUGCUGGUGGGCUCCUUCAUUUCAGGACAGCUUUCAGACAGGUUUGGUCGGAAGAACGUGCUAUUUGUGACCAUGGGCAUGCAGACAGGCUUCAGCUUCCUGCAGGUCUUCUCAAAGAACUUCGAGAUGUUUACCGUGCUGUUUGUCCUUGUAGGCAUGGGCCAGAUCUCCAACUAUGUGGCAGCAUUUGUCCUGGGAACAGAAAUUCUUGGCAAGUCAGUUCGUAUUAUAUUCUCCACGUUAGGAGUGUGCAUAUUUUAUGCAUUUGGCUACAUGGUGCUGCCACUGUUUGCUUACUUCAUCAGAGACUGGCGGAUGCUGCUGCUGGCGCUGACGGUGCCGGGGGUGCUGUGCGCCAUACUCUGGUGGUUCAUCCCUGAGUCCCCCCGAUGGCUUAUCUCUCAGGGACGAUUUGAAGAGGCAGAGGUGAUCAUCCGCAGGGCUGCCAAAAUCAAUGGGAUUGUUGCACCGUCGACCAUCUUUGACCCAAGUGAGCUAGAAGACCUGAGUGCCAAGAAGCAGCAGUCCCACAGCAUUCUGGAUCUGCUCCGAACCCGGAAUAUCCGAAUAGUCACCGUCAUGUCUAUAAUUCUGUGGCUGACCAUAUCCGUGGGCUAUUUCGGGCUUUCCCUUGAUACUCCUAACUUGCAUGGGGACGUCUAUGUGAACUGCUUCCUUUCGGCAGUGGUUGAAGUCCCAGCAUACGUGUUGGCCUGGGUGCUGCUGCGGUAUCUGCCCCGGCGCUAUUCCAUGGCCACUGCCCUCUUCCUGGGCGGCGGCGUUCUUCUCUUCGUGCAGCUGGUGCCCCCAGACUUGUAUUAUUUGGCUACAAUCCUGGUGAUGGUGGGCAAGUUUGGAGUCACUGCUGCCUUUUCCAUGGUCUACGUCUACACAGCUGAGCUGUACCCCACAGUGGUCAGAAACAUGGGCGUGGGAGUCAGCUCCACAGCCUCUCGCCUGGGCAGCAUCCUGUCUCCCUACUUCGUUUACCUCGGUGCCUACGACCGCUUCCUGCCCUACAUUCUCAUGGGAAGUCUGACCAUCCUGACAGCCAUUCUCACCUUGUUCCUCCCAGAGAGCUUUGGCACCCCCCUCCCAGACACCAUUGACCAGAUGCUAAGGGUCAAAGGAAUGAAAUAUAGGCAAACCCCAAGCCACACAAGGAUGUUAAAAGAUGACGAAGAAAGCCCCGCAAUCCUUAAAAGCACAGCCUUCUAAUAGAACCUCCAGUAAGUGAGAAAGUGAAGAGGAAAGAC